Molecule: messenger RNA, 2237 nt
Organism: Formica exsecta
Lineage: Eukaryota; Metazoa; Arthropoda; Insecta; Hymenoptera; Formicidae
Product: nitrilase homolog 2-like
Exons: 10
Coding region: 313-2007 (564 amino acids)
Biological process (GO): oxaloacetate metabolic process; L-glutamine metabolic process
Cellular component (GO): mitochondrion
Molecular function (GO): omega-amidase activity; nucleic acid binding
Source: RefSeq, a predicted model, not a curated record
CAUUAUUUUUUUGAUUUAAAAUGCACACGCUUAAUAAAAACUAUGUAUAGUGCGCAUGCGCAUAACGGUUUAUUGCACUAGGCGCUAGUGUGGCGUGUGGCUUGUGCUUGUGGCUCAGGGCUCAGGGCCUCGGGUCCUCGGGUUUAAGAUCAGUGCGAGAUUCUGUGAUGAUGAGUGUCUCGUUUGAUCUUUUCAUAAAAUUCAGUGAAUAUAUGUAUUCAAGAAUAUAUAUUUAAUAAAAGAAACGAAAGCAGAAAGAAACAGAGAUUAUAUUUCUUUCAUAAAAUAAUUCACAAUAAUUGUAAAUACAAAAUGGAAGAAAGUAAAAAAAUUUCGUUUAGUUUUGUAAAAUCUGUGAAAAAACCACUGUUGGACAAACAGAUGCCACAUGAGGAGAAAAAAGUGGAAUACAUUGAAUGUCUUGAUGAGAAGGCGAUUAAAGUGAUCGGGAAAGAAGAAGAGAAAAAAGAACUUCUUGUUAUUCCAUUAUUGAAAUCUAAGACUUGGCAUGAUAGAAUUAUUAAUAAAAUAAAUGCCGAUAUUUUUAAGCAAAAAAUAAGGAGUAAAAAUGAUGUUUCUAAUAUACAACAAGCUGUUUCUGAUAUACAAAUAAAAACAAUAUCAUCUGAUAAAAAUGAAAGUAUAUUAGAUGAACAAGCAGCUAAAGAAAUUAUAGAAGAUCUUAAAUCAAUAGAUGAAAAAGAUAAACUAAGUGAUCUAAGUUUACCUUUAAUAAAAGGACAGAAUUUAAACGGUGCAGAGGAAAGUAUAUUAGAUGAUUAUGAGAAGGUGCCAGUAGAAGACUUUGGAACAGCUAUGUUGCGAGGUAUGGGAUGGAAAUCUGGAGAAGGGAUUGGAAAAAAUCCAAAACUUGUAACAACUAUUGUACCUGAAGUACGGCCAGUAGGAAUGGGACUUGGUGCAGAUAAGUUAGCACUGCAAAAAAAAGAUGGAAAAAUUACGAAGGAAGAGGAAGAAUUAAAAAUAGAAAAAGGAAGUUUUAUAAAAAUCAUUGUUGGCAAGCGAUCCAAUACAUAUGGACAAAUAGAAGGUUUUGAUGAUGCGGGAAGAUUAAUUAUAAAAAUGGCAUUAAAUGGAAAUACCAUUUCUGUGAAUGAGUGCAUAGUUCAAGCAGUAACAAAGGCAGAAUAUUUGAAAAAUUCUAAAGUUUUAACACUGCGUUUGGCGUUGGUACAACUGAGCGUAGGCGACGACAAGCCGGCGAACGUCUCGCGAGCCGUAUCAUUCAUCGAGCGCGCGAAACAGCAAGAACGUGCCGAUAUCGUGGUGUUACCGGAAUGUUUCAACUCGCCGUAUGGAACGUCUCACUUCGCGAGAUAUGCUGAGAGCAUUCCCGAUGGCGAGACAAGUGUAGUUUUGUCCGAGGCGGCGAGAGAAAACAAUGUUUAUGUGAUUGCUGGUACGAUACCGGAGAGGGAUAAUGAGAGGUUGUACAAUACUUGUACCGUAUGGGCACCCGAUGGAAAGCUCGUGGCCAAGCAAAGGAAGAUGCAUUUGUUCGAUAUCGACAUUAAAGACAAGAUCACCUUCCGCGAAAGCGACUCGCUGGCGCCCGGCAAUUCCCUUACCAUCUUGGAAGCGAAAGGUUGCAAGAUCGGUAUCGGCAUUUGCUAUGACAUUAGAUUUGAGGAAAUGGCACGUUUAUACAGAAAUAAAGGUUGUCAGAUGUUGAUAUAUCCGGCGGCAUUUAAUAUGACCACUGGCCCGCUGCAUUGGUCCUUACUACAGCGUGCCAGAGCAAAUGAUAAUCAAUUAUACGUAGCCUGCGUAUCGCCGGCACGUGGUUCACCGCCUGGAUACAUCGCUUGGGGGCAUACUCAGUUAACUAACCCUUGGGGAGAAAUCCUUGACGAGUUGGAUGCCGACGAAGGCAUGGUGGUCUCUGAUAUAGAUUUGAAAGUCGUGGAUGAAGUCAGAGCGCAAAUCCCGACGUUCAAUCAACGACGUACAGAUUUGUAUGAUACUAUUUGGAAAGGGGAAGAUUAGGAAGACCUUAUAACGUAUGGCGAUAUCGUUUACGCACCAUUAAGCAAUUUUGCACGGCGACAAGCUAUAACGGCGGACGAUCUAAAUUUCAUACUCGGAUACAUCCCGUCGAUAAACCUUUCGUAUCGAGGUCACACACGACACUAGAAGAGAGACACGCGACACAUAUAUAUCACAGAUAAGCAUAAUCAUCGGUUUCUGUAUGAAUAAACUUUAUAUUCUUCAAUAUA